UACCGGAAACUGUUUCUUUUUUUUUGUCCCGCUAGCUUGACGUUCUUCUGACGUGCCUGUGGUUCAUGUUUGGUAGCUAAUCCGGCUAGCAGAUGUCGACUGGCCCAACUUAAUUUCUAAUGAACACAUGUGCAUGAAACGGUUCAAACGUCACUCCGAGUAAGAGGGUGGGGGCGGGGGGGACGAUGGCGCAUCGGUGUACCCCACCGUCGCCGUCCCAGAGGACCGAUCAUCUGGAGCCGGAUAAUGACUCCGACAGGGACUCCGGUGUCGGGGAGGAGGAUGCUGACAGUUGCCAUGGAGACGCAGGAACAGAAGAAGAGGAAGUCAACAAGCGCACAAGUUGCACCGAAGAAAAAAGCAGCGGGGGAGAGGGACAGGCUUCUGCCGUGUUUAUUGCCUUCCGAGGGAAUAUGGAGGAUGAGGACUUCUCUCUGAAACUUGACUCCAUCCUCAGCGGAAUACCGAACAUGCUCGAUAUGGCGUCCGAGAGGCUCCAGCCACAGCACGUGGAGCCGUGGAACAGUGUGCGGGUUACCUUCAACAUUCCUCGGGAUGCUGCCGAGCGGCUCAGGCUAUUGGCCCAAAACAACCAGCAGCAGCUCAGAGAUCUGGGGAUCCUCUCCGUGCAGAUCGAAGGCGAAGGGGCCAUCAACGUGGCUGUGGGACCAAACAGGGGACAAGACGUCCGAGUGAAUGGUCCAACUGGAGCACCUGGCCAGAUGAGAAUGGAUGUUGGCUUUUCAGGUCAGCCUGGUCCAGGUGGGGUAAGGAUGGCUAAUCCGGCGAUGGUUCCACCUGGACCUGGCAUAGCAGGCCAGGCGAUGGUACCAGGCAGCAGUGGACAGAUGCAUCCUCGUAUUCAGAGACCUACAUCACAGACAGGUUCAGAUGGUACGGAUCCAAUGAUGGCAGGUAUGUCAGUUCAGCAGCAGCAGCAGCCACUCCAGCACCAACAGGCUGGUCCCCAUGUCCCAGGCCCAAUGCCUCAGGCCGCCCAUCACCUGCAGGCUCUGCAGGGCGGGAGGCCACUCAACCCGGCCGCCCUGCAGCAGCUACAGCAGCAGCAGCAUCACCAACAGCAGCAGCAGCAGCAGCAGGCCCAGCAGCAAGCUCAGCUGUCCCAGCUCGGACCCCGACCCCCGUUCAACCCGUCGGGUCAGAUGGCUGUGCCUCCUGGCUGGAACCAGUUGCCCUCCGGGGUCCUCCAGCCACCGGCCACCCAAGGAAGCCCUGCCUGGAGGAAGCCCCCACCCCAGGCCCAAAUGGUUCCACGUCCCCCCUCCCUUGCUACGGUCCAGACUCCCAGCCACCCUCCGCCCCCUUACCCAUUUGGCAGCCAGCAGGCUGGGCAGGUGUUCAACGCCAUUGGACAGCUACAGCAGCAACAGCAGACAGGAGUGGGGCAGUUUGCAGCCCCCCAGCCGAAAGGCCUGCAGACCGGCCCCGGUGGUGUCGCAGGACCGCCCAGACCCCCUCCGCCCCUUCCACCAACUUCUGGGCCCCAGGGCAACCUCACCGCCAAGUCCCCUGGUUCCUCUUCCUCUCCUUUCCAGCAGGGUUCACCGGGGACUCCUCCCAUGAGGCCGACGACCCCCCAGGGUUUUCCCCAAGGCGUUGGAUCACCAGGAAGAGCCGCCCUCGGGCAACCGGGUAACAUGCAGCAGGGUUUCAUGGGAAUGCCCCAGCACGGACAGCCUGGGGCCCAAGUUCACCCAGGCAUGCCGAAGCGUCCAAUGGGAUUUCCAAACCCAAACUUUGUCCAAGGUCAGGUGAGUGGCAGCACUCCAGGAACCCCUGUGGGAGGAGCCAGCCAGCAGCUUCAGGGCAAUCAGGCCAUGACUCACACAGGAGCUCUGCCGUCGGCCUCCACGCCCAACUCGAUGCAGGGUCCACCCCAUGCCCAGCCCAAUGUUAUGGGUGUACAAAGUGGCAUGGCAGGUCUGCCUCCCGGUACAACCGCUGGGCCUAGUAUGGGCCAGCAACAGCCGGGCCUCCAGACCCAGAUGAUGGGCCUCCAGCAUCAGGCCCAGCCCGUGUCUUCCUCCCCCAGCCAGAAGGUUCAAGGCCAGGGUGGAGGUCAGACUGUUCUCUCAAGGCCCCUCAGUCAAGGGCAGAGAGGAGGGAUGACCCCACCCAAGCAAAUGAUGCCUCAGCAAGGCCAGGGGGUGAUGCAUGGGCAGGGUCAGAUGGUUGGAGGCCAAGGGCACCAGGCCAUGCUCAUGCAGCAGCAGCAGCAACAAAACUCCAUGAUGGAACAAAUGGUUGCCAACCAGAUGCAAGGCAACAAGCAGCCAUUUGGAGGCAAGAUCCCAGCUGGAGUCAUGCCUGGCCAGAUGAUGCGUGGCCCUGCUCCAAACGUUCCAGGUAACAUGGUUCAGUUCCAAGGCCAGGUUGCCCCCCAGCAGAUGACUCCACAACAGCAGCAGCAGAUGGCUCAACUCCAACAACAGCAGCUGCAACAGCAGCAGCAGCAACAACAACAACAACAACAACAGCAGCAGCAGCAGCAGCAACAACAACAACAACAGCAGCAGCAGCAGCAACAACAGCAGCAGCACCAGUUGCAGCAGCAGCAGCAGCACCAAUUACAGCAACAACACCAACAGAUGAACCAGCAACAGCCCCAGCAGGUUCCUAUCGCCGGCAACCCUAAUCAGGCAAUGGGCAUGCAUGGGCAACAGUUGAGGCUCCCUGCUGGUCAUCCUCUUAUCCAACAACAGUUGCAACAGCAGCAGUUGCAGCAGCAGAAACAACAACAGCAACAAGCCAUGUUACAGCAGCAGCAGCAACAACAGCAGCAGCAACAACAACAACAGGCAGCUCAACAGCACCCCCAUCCUUUGGGAGAUCCUAAUGGUGGGACAGGGGACCUCGGGGUCCAACAGAUGGUCCCUGAUAUGCAGGCGCAGCAGCAGCAAGGUAUGAUGGGGGGCCCACAGCACAUGCAGAUGGGAAACGGCCACUUCGCCGGGCACGGCAUGAACUUUAACUCACAGUUCCAAGGCCAGAUGCCGAUGGCGGGAGCCUGCGUGCAGCCGGGAGGCUUCCCAGUCAGCAAGGAUGUAACUCUGACUAGCCCGCUGCUGGUCAACCUGCUGCAGAGCGACAUCUCAGCCAGCCAGUUUGGGCCAGGAGGAAAACAGGGCGCAGGUGGGGGCAAUCAGGCCAAACCCAAAAAGAAGAAACCGGCGCGGAAAAAGAAGUCCAAAGAGGGAGAUGGACCACAGCAAGUAGAGGGACUUGGUGGUCUCGAUGCGGCUGCUGGAAUGGAAGAUUCCGAACUACCAAAUCUGGGUGGCGAACAGAGUUUGGGUUUAGAAAACUCUGGCCAGAAACUCCCCGAGUUUGCCAACAGGCCUGCAGGCUUCCCUGGCCAGGCUGGAGACCAGAGAGUAUUACAGCAGGUACCAAUGCAAUUUAUGCAGCAGCAGCAGCAGCAGCAUCAACAACAACAUCAACAACAAAUGCAGCACAUGCAACAGCAACAGAUACAACAGCAACAAUUGCAACAGCAGCAACAAAUACAACAACAAAUGCAGCAGCAGCAAAUACAGCAGCAACAAUUACAACAACAGCAACAGAUACAGCAGCAGCAGCAGAUUCAACAGAUGCAGAUGCAGAGUCUCCAGAAUGCUCAAGGGCCACAGGGGAUGACGGGGCCACAGGCUCCGGGUCAAGGCCAGCCCCAGAUGCACCCUCACCAGCUGCAGCAGCAGCCUCAACAAUCAAACCUGCUGCAGCAGCAGCAGCAGCAGCAACAACAACAACAACAGCAGCAACAACAACAACAACAACAGCAGCAGCAACAACAACAACAGCAGCAGCAACAGCAGCAGCAGCAGCAACAACAACAACAGCAGCAGCAAAUGUUGAUGAUGUUGAAGAUGCAGCAGGAGCAGGCAAAGAACCGCAUGUCCAUCCCUCCAGGAGGACAGAUCCCUCCUAGGGGCAUGGGCAAUCCGCCUGAGGUCCAGAGGCUUCCAGUCUCACAGCAAAACAACAUGCCCGUAAUGAUCAGCCUUCCCGGACAUGGAGGGGUACCGCCGUCUCCUGACAAAGCAAGAGGCAUGCCCCUGAUGGUGAACCCCCAGCUUGCAGGAGCUGUACGAAGAAUGUCCCAUCCGGAUGCAGGGCAGGGUCUUCAAGGCGCUGGGUCUGAAGAAGCCAUUGCUCAUCAGAAGCAGCCUGGAGGCCCAGACGUUGGGCUGCAGCAUCCUGGAAAUGGGAACCAACAAAUGAUGGCUAAUCAGGGCUCCAACGCUCACAUGAUGAAGCAGGGCCCUGGUCCAUCCCCAAUGCCCCAGCACACCGGAGCCAGUCCCCAGCAGCAGCUACCUAGUCAGCCUCAGCAAGGGGGUCCCAUGCCGGGCCUUCAUUUCCCCAAUGUACCUACAACCUCCCAGAGCUCCAGGCCCAAAACCCCCAACAGAGCGAGCCCCAGGCCGUACCACCAUCCUCUCACCCCAACUAAUCGCCCACCCAGCACCGAACCCUCCGAGAUCAACCUUUCACCCGAGAGGCUUAAUGCCUCCAUCGCAGGCCUGUUUCCUCCCAAAAUCAACAUUCCUCUGCCUCCCAGGCAGCCGAACCUAAACAGGGGAUUUGAUCAGCAAGGUCUGAACCCGACAACUCUGAAAGCCAUCGGCCAGGCCCCUCCCAGCUUAACCUUACCAGGCAACAGCAACAAUGGCAGUGUGGGCGGAAACAACAAUCAACAGCCGUUCUCAACUGGCUCUGGAGUAGGAGGUGCAGGCGGUAAACAGGACAAGCAGCCUGGAGGGCAGGCUAAGAGGGCAAGUCCCAGCAAUAGCCGGAGGUCGAGUCCAGCCUCGAGCCGGAAGUCGGCAACCCCGAGUCCAGGGAGACAAAAGGGGACAAAGAUGGCGAUCAACUGCCCUCCGCCCCAGCAGCAGUUGGUCGGCUCUCAGGCGCAAACCACUAUGCUAAGCCCGGCCUCAGCACUCCCAAAUCCGCUAUCUAUGCCGUCACAAGUAAGUGGGGCAGUGGAGGCUCAGCAGACCCAGAGCCCCUUCCACGGGAUGCAAGGGAACGCCGCCGAGGGAAUCCGGGAAAGUCAGGGAAUGGCUACGGCAGAGCAGCGUCAGGUGCCUCAAACGCCGCCGCAGCCUCUGAGGGAGUUAUCAGCUCCUAGGAUGGCGAGCCCCCGUUUUCCGUUGCCUCAGCAGCCUAAGCCUGACUUGGAAGUGAAGGCUGGGACAGUUGAUAGGCUCCCUGUGCAAACGCCGCCUGUGCCGGACUCCGAGGCCUCACCUACUCUCAGGGCAGCGCCAACCUCCCUGAACCAGUUGCUGGAUAACUCUGCUAUCGCAAACAUGCCUCCUCGGGCCGGACAAAAUACUAAUGUCAGGGAUGUUAUGGGAAAGGACAGCCCCAAGUCCGCUUUGGAUCCAGAGAGACCACUCCACACUAAUUCCCAGGGCACAGAUAUGUCAGCUGCUGUCGCUUCAAAUGCAUCGGAGGCCAAACCUCAACCCGCUGUCCCAAUUCCUACCAGCAGUCCAAAUUUACAUCCCGCCUCAAUUUCCAGCUCGCACCCUUGCACCAACGUGACCUCUCAAACUCCCCCCAGCCUCAGCCAGAGCCUCAUCCCAGGCCUCGGUAAUCAGCCCGGUCCAAAUGUAAAACCGACGCCUGCCAUCUGCCCCGCCCUCAGUACUGACACGAGUGGAAGCCCCAACCCAGUCUCCUCGGGUCAAAGCAGUCCUGCCUUGACAGUCGGCACCAGUUCUAACUCCAGCUCAGCUCCGACACCCGAGACAAGUGUUCACUCAGUCAUACAGAUCCCGGCCUCUUCUAGCGCAAUUCCCCCCAAUCAGAUUACUGUGUUUGUCACCUCUAACCCCAUCACCCUCCCCGCUCCUCCCAAGGCACCCGCAUCAAUGGCCUCAACCAUGGUGGCCGUCCCCAACAAGAACAUUAGACCUCAGGACAUCCGGCAGCAGGCCCCUGCCCCCCGCCCUUCCCAGUUCAUCACCCCCGCCCCUGUAUUUAUCAACCCUAUUUUCCAAGUCCCGGGAGCAUCGGUGGCUCCCAAUUCCACAAUGGCCUCACAGUCCGUUGCCAUGGUGGGGCCCAUCCAAGUGUCCACUGCUAAUAUCCACCUUGCUCCUGCCCCAAGCUCCACCCAGUCCUCUGGGGCUAACAUGGCCAGCACUCAGCCCCCCAGGAGUGCUGCUGGACAGGUCCAGAUCACCACUAGUGUUCCCUCAUCAGUCCCAGUUGGUACUCCCCCACCCCCUCACCAAAUGAACCAGGGGGCUCCCAAAACAGAAAAUCUAGGUGAGGCAGGUUCGGCUCAGAAACUCAGUCCUGCAGUACGCCAGCCGUCUCCCCAUCCAAGCCCUGCAGCAUCAUCUGCCUCCCAGGCAAACCUGGCUUCUCCUCCUCUCUCCUCUAGUCCUGGGGCUGCUAACCCCACUCAAAAAAAGCCCAUGUCGCCACCCCCCGCUCCCCAGGUAAAAGGGCAACCUUCACCGGCUCCCGCCGUGGUUUCUGCGACAGCGGACUCCCAUCAGAGUCUUGUAGAAAGAACUGGGCAGGGCCCCCCUGGAGCCGUACCACCACAGGUCCUCCAUCCUCCUGCCAUCCAGAUUGAAGCUAUAGCUCCACCUACAAGUGCUCCCGCUGCCUCCAACAACAUUACUGCGCCAACUGCCUCCUCUCCAACCCCAGCUGCCAGCCAAGUGGCUGUUCCCACUCCGAUCAUCAGCCAGGCUCCAGUGCCCUCGACGGCUGCAGCCUCCAACCAGGCCCAGGCUGUAGCUCCUCAACCUCCUGCAGUCGCCCUAGCUGGCGCCUCCACAAGUGUCGCUGCUACUUUGGUCUCCACUGCUGCUCCCGUACAAAGACCUGUACCGUCUGUUGUUCCGAUUGUUGCUGGAUCUGGACCUUCUCUGGAGGCUGUCGCCACCACAUCCUCUCCAGUUGCAAACCCCAGCGGAGUUCCCCCUGCUCAGCCUAACCCCCCAGCUGUGGAGCGGCCAAUGCCGCCUACUGCUGCAUCGGCUGCAAUCACUCAGACCUCCCCAGUAUCUAUUCAACAAGCCCCACCGUCCCAAGAACCUGCUGCCAGUGAGAAGACGGGUGAAGAGGUCUUGGCGGGUUCGGAGCAGGGAUGGGCAAAGAAAAGAAGGCGCCCAUCAACUUAGUGCCAAGGG
Molecule: messenger RNA, 7181 nt
Organism: Gasterosteus aculeatus aculeatus (three-spined stickleback)
Lineage: Eukaryota; Metazoa; Chordata; Actinopteri; Perciformes; Gasterosteidae
Source: RefSeq, a predicted model, not a curated record